AUGGGUGCAGACGGUGCAGCUGUCAAUCUGGGACACAGAGGUGGAGUGAUAGCCCUCCUUCAAGCAGAGAUUGGGUCCUUCAUUGUCCCAUUCCACUGCAUGCCACAUAGAUUGGAGCUAGGAAUGUUGAGUGUGCAAAGAGAGGUUUCCAUGAUUGGGCAAGUGUAUGACCUGUUGCACCUCAUCUGGAAAACAUACCACAUGAGCCCCAAAUCAAUGAGGGAACUCAAAACACUGGGAGCUGAAAUCGGAGUACAGGUGAAUGCACCGAGUGGAGUGAAAGGGACCAGGUGGCUGCCCCAUGUGUCUCGGAGUUUGAGCACCCUCCUAAAACCAGGGAAGGAUGGCAAUUCCUGUGGCCAGUUUACAGCUGUGUAUGUUCACAUGGACCAUCUGGCAGGUGCCGAGGCGACCAGUGCAGAGAUAGCUGGCAGAGCAAAGAAGAUCAAGGUCAGGAUGGAGGAUGGGACAUUUGUGGCAUUCUGCCACUUCCUGUCAGACCUUUUCUCUGCCAUCGGCAACUUCAGCCUGCAGCUCCAGAAAAAUGAUGUAAUCCUACCUCAGGCUGUUAGUGGCAUCGAAUCUCUUCUGGCUACCACAGAAGCUAUGGCAGCUAGCCCCAAACCUGAUGGUAAGCUGUCUGAGUUCCUGGCAGCCAUGAAGAAGCAGCGCCAACAGACAUGGGGAGAAUCUGGGACUGGGAGGUUCAAGUUCCAGGAAGUUACCCUUUCUAAAGGCGAAGCUGCAGAGCUGGCAGAAGGUCAGUCAAUCAGCCAGUGUGCUCCCAGACUGCAAAGAGCCAUUGUGCUGACCUGUGAUUCCACAGUGAAACACCUGAAGAAUAGAUUCAGCAGCCUACUUGAGGAGAACACAAAGGAUUUACCAACAGCCAAGGCAGUGAAGUGUUUCAAUGUCUUCAACCAUGACUCUUGGCCAGAUAAUAGGCUGGAGCUCCUGAACCAUGGUGUGGAAGAGGUGAACUUUCUUCUACAACACUUCUCCACUGUCCUGGGCAGGCAGCAGUUGGGGGAGUUUAAUCUCGUUCAGGAGCUGCAGUUCCACGACGACCGCUUCCAGGUCUAUUUCAGGCUGAGCAGGGAGCAGUUUGACACUCUGCGAAGGAGAGUUGGUCCGAGCCUGGAGAGAGUGACAACCAAUUUUAAGCAGUCCAUCUCUCCCACAGAGCGUCUGGCCAUUUGUCUAAGUUAUCGGGUGGGGAUCUCCACUGUUGCUGGGAUCAUCCCUGAUGUCUGCCGGGUGAUUUGGGAGAGCCUGAAGGAGGAAUUUCUUCCUGUACCAAAGGCAGCUGAUUGGCAGGAGAUAGCUCAGGGUUUCCACGACAGGUGGAACUUUCCCAACUACCUGCGAGCCUUCGAUGGCCAGCAUAUUGUCAUCCAAGCACCAGCAAACUCUGGCUCCCAGUUCUUCAGCUACAAGGGCACAUACUCCAUAGUUCUCCUUGCCCUUGUCGAUGUCAGGUACCUCUUCAGGAUGGUGGAUGCCUCGGAGGCGAGGUGCCAGGCAUAG
Molecule: messenger RNA, 1527 nt
Organism: Myripristis murdjan (pinecone soldierfish)
Lineage: Eukaryota; Metazoa; Chordata; Actinopteri; Holocentriformes; Holocentridae
Product: zinc finger protein 862-like
Exons: 9
Coding region: 1-1527 (508 amino acids)
Source: RefSeq, a predicted model, not a curated record